Messenger RNA from Teleopsis dalmanni, 2934 nucleotides. RefSeq lists its product as uncharacterized. Lineage: Eukaryota; Metazoa; Arthropoda; Insecta; Diptera; Diopsidae. The transcript has 5 exons. The record is from RefSeq and is a predicted model, not a curated record. Bases 1 to 2934 code for a protein of 977 amino acids. Gene Ontology annotation, molecular function: aspartic-type endopeptidase activity; zinc ion binding; nucleic acid binding. Gene Ontology annotation, biological process: proteolysis.
AUGGCAACCAUUGAAGGAGAUAAGAAACAAGAAGGGAUCAAGCCGGUGUCGACCGAAGACAAAAACGUGACAAAACCGUUACGAAAUCAAAGGGCGCUGAUUCGCGUCAUUGAAAAGACCAUGAAGGAAAUAGAAUCAACAUUUGAAGAACCGCAACAAGAAGUGGCUUACAGGACAAGUCAGGCACAGCUGGAAAAUUAUCUCAGCAAUGAUGGUAUCUCAGAAAAUACAGUAACAUUGCAAUCAGUAAAAUUGCCACAAAUUACGCUUCCAAGUUUUGACGGAAACCCAUUAAUGUGGGUACAAUUUCGCGAUUUGUUUUUACAGCUCAUUGACGAGCAACCAUUUAAACCAAUGCAAAAAAUGUUUUAUUUAACCACCAAUUUAAUCGGUGAACCGAAAAAUUUAAUCAAACAUUUGCCAGCUUCAACAGAAAAUUAUGCCACAGCAUGGCAAAUUUUAAGAUCUCGAUACGACAAUAAACGUCUACUCAUUACAGCGUUACUCAACAAGUUGUUAAGCCAAUCGUCUUUAACUGCGGAAACUUCAUCAGGUUUAAAAUCGCUGCAUGAUGUCACUAAGGAGUGCAUUUUGGGCUUAAAGGCACAGGGUAUUCUAAUAGAAGAAUGGGAUGCAAUAUUGGUGCACCUCACUUUAAAGAAAUUAGAUAGAGGAACUCAAACAGCAUUUGAACAAUCUCUAAAGGAUAAUCGUUCACUCGUGUCGUUCGAAGAACUUCUACAGUUUAUUGAAAGCCGAUUUCAGUCACUGGAGGCUUUCGGCAGAGGAUUCAACGUAAAGGUCUUAAACACAUCGAGAGUAGUUGCUGCAACAAACGAAGGAUCAAAUUACGAAAAACUAUGUCCAGCAUGCAAGAAUGACCGUCACCCAUUGUACACGUGCAAGUCAUUCAUACAAGAACUUCCCACUAAAAGACUUCAGUUAGUUAAACAAAUGCGGUUGUGCAUUAAUUGUUUAAAGUUUGGCCAUUUUGCAAGAGAAUGCUCGUCAGGCAAUUGUAAAAUAUGCAAUAAAAAACACAAUUCUCUUUUACAUCUGGAUGAUGCAACAUGCACUAACCCAAAUAAAAUAACAAAUUCGAAGCAUACGACAUCAAAAAGUGAAUGUAGAGCAUUAUUAGACUCCGGUUCACAAGUAAAUCUUGUAACGGAAAGACUCAUCAAAAAACUAGGAGAAAAUCCAAUGAAUGUAUCCGCAUGCAUCGAAGGUAUUGGACAAAGGAAACAAAAUGCUCAAAGGCGAGUAAAUUUGGGUUUUAGUUCCAAAAUCAAUGAAUAUGCCGCAAGAGUGGAAGCGUACGUGUUACCAAGUAUCGUGUCUGAUCAACCGAGCAUGCAGCUCGACAUUUCAAAUUGGGACAUACCGAGUAAUAUUAAGUUGGCUGAUCCUUGCUUUCACCAAAAGGGUAAUAUUGAUCUCUUACUGGGGGCAGAAUUUUCACAUGAACUGCUGUCGAUCGGACAGAUUAAAAUUGGCAAUAAUCUUCCAAUAUUGCAAAAUACGUUACUGGGCUGGAUUGUGAUAGGAAAAAUAACUGACAACAAUUUAGGUGUGCAGAUGCAAACAUGCGGCAUUUGCUCGGACGAUGAAGAACAAAUAGAAAAGCAAGAAGAGUUGUGCGAAUCGCAUUUUAUAAACAAUGUACAAAAAACCAACCAUGGUCGAUUUAUUGUGAGAUUACCGUUUCAACAAAAUCCAUCAAUUCUCGGAGAUUCUCAAAACACAGCGAUAAACCGAUUUUAUGCCCUAGAAAGAAGAUUAAGCAAAGAUGAAGCAGUCUGGAAGCAGUAUGUAGAAUUUAUGGAUGAGUACGAAAAGUUGGCCCACAUGAGCAAAAUUCAUAUCGAGGACAUCACAUCACAUUAUUUGAUCCCACAUCAUUGUGUAAUUCGACCUACCAGUAGUUCAACAAAAUUGAGAGUAGUGUUUGAUGCAUCGUGCAAGACCAACAACGGGUUAUCAUUAAAUGACAUAUUGUUAACAGGCCCAAAAAUUCAGAGUGAAUUGUUUUCCAUUUUACUUCGUUUCAGAUGCCCCAGAUUUGCAUUUUGCACAGAUAUUGAAAAGAUGUAUAGACAAAUCCUUAUACAUCCAAAUGAUAGAAAAUACCAAAUCAUUGCGUGGAGAAGAUCGCCUAACGACCCAUUGCAGUUUUACCAAUUAAAUACAGUAACUUAUGGCACAAGGUCAGCGCCAUAUCUGGCUACGAAGUGUUUGCAGCAACUAGCAAAAGACAAAUCAACUAAAUACCCGCUUGGAGCCUUGGCAAUUAUAAAUGAUUUUUAUGUGGACGAUUGUCUUAGUGGAUCAGAUAGUCUUGACACAGCUUUAGAAAUACAACGUCAACUUCACGAUUUAUUGGAAUCAGCUGGUUUCAAAUUGCGAAAAUGGUGUGCUAAUAAUCCUUUGCUGCUUCAAGACAUAGCAAAAGAGGACCAAGAGGUCGAUUUAGAUUUCAGCAAUGAAGACCAAGCAUCAGUCAAAACAUUAGGAUUAUCGUGGCAACCAAAGCGUGACAAAUUCAGCAUAAGGAUUGAUUUAACCCCAUCUAAGCGAAUAACAAAAAGAUCGAUAACUUCUAGUUUAGCAAAAAUAUUCGAUCCCCUGGGUAUUUUGGGUCCAGUGUUAGUAACAGCAAAAAUACUAAUUCAAGAUCUGUGGCAACUCAACUUAUCAUGGGACGAAGCUGUGCCGAGUGAAAUACACUGUCCGCCCUUUGGUACUUAUGAUCCGCCAAUAGCAUCAGUUGAUGCCUUAGCAACGUUUGAAGCAGGAACAGAAGCAGUGGCAGUAGCAGCAGCAGCAGUACCAGUAGCAGCUACAACAACAGCAGCCACAUCGGCAACAAUUAUACCCGUAUAUGCCCAAGUGCCACAGUUCAAGUUGUUUGCUCUUUCGUUUGGAGCUAAGUAG